Messenger RNA from Triticum turgidum subsp. durum (durum wheat), 2532 nucleotides. The record is from the annotation of a GenBank genome assembly. Lineage: Eukaryota; Viridiplantae; Streptophyta; Magnoliopsida; Poales; Poaceae.
AUGCAUCGAUCUGCACUGUCUCAAAUCUCAGUCAAAAGUUGGGAAGGCCUCCAAAUAUUUCAUCGGCCGAUCGAUCGACCUGCACGCCGGUACGGCAGAAGCAGAUCGAUGGCUGGAUGGCUGGAUCAGGAGGGGCUGGACUGGACGAAUGCAUGGCUUUCACGGGCUUUGGUCCUUUUGAGCUUCUCCACGCAUCUUAUCGUCAUCCUAUGUGCCGGGGUACGUCGGCAUAAAUCCUCCGGUGUGCGGUGGUUCUUUCUGUGUGUGAUGUUCCCGCUGGCCGAGAAGGCCUCCACAUAUGCCCUCAGCAAGCUGUUCUUGGGCAGCACGUCAAGCGAGCAGCAGAAGCUCAUCGCGUUCUGGGCCCCAUUUCUGCUGCUAAACCUUGGUCGUGGAGACAACAUCUGCGCAUUAUACUUGCAGGACAAUGAGCUCUCAAAUCGUGAAGCGGUGGGUGCCACCCUAGAAGUGGUGGCGUCCAUCUAUGGGGCAUACGCGCAUCUUGGAGGCGACACUUCGUUGCUACCAGCGUUCUUGUUUAUGCUUGUCUUGGGGUUGUGGAAAUACUGGGAGAGAGUCAAGGCGCUACAGAAAGGCAGAAUGGACACAAUUCGGAGCACAAUCGAGGAGGUCGAGGGCGAUCAGCCAGUUACUAUCUACCCAAGUUUACAUCUGGAGUGGGAUAACAAGAAAGCUCUGGAAUCUGCACACUCCCUCCUCCAUAUCACCAAGGGUGCCUUCACUGAUAAGUCGUUCACACUGAAAGAAGUGGAACCAAAUGUCAAUCAACCUUCCUGGAAGGGGAUAUCCGCUGGAGAAUGGAACAACUUUAGCAAGGUGGUGGAGAUGGAGCUCUCUCUCAUGUAUGAUAUCAUGUAUACCAAGUCAACGAUGGUCCAUACAUGGAUGGGCUACUUCAUCCGUUCCAUUUCACCGAUCGGCACCACCACUGCAUUCGUGUUGUUUUCCUUGCACGGUAGAGAUGGCCAGUCCAGGGUUGAUAUCAUCAUGACUUACAUCUUGCUGGUUACCACCUUCCUCCUGGAUAUGAUAUGGCUGCUCACAGCACUAGGCUCCAGCUGGGCAUAUGAAGCCGUGAAAGAUACAAAGAAGCCUCUGCUCAUGCUCAAGGUGCACAAGAUCUGUCGCUUCAUUCUGUAUCUGGAUCCAUCCCGGCUCUCCUUGUCCCGGCCUCAUAUCAGGCCGAUAGGUAGCCACAGGAGGUGGUCAGGCAUCAUCGGGCAGUUCAACUUGCUGCUUGACUGUACUGGGGAAGCCGAUGAGAAUUCAACUUCAUGGAAAUUAGGCGAACUGGUGGUGAAAAAGCUUGCAUCCGAUGAGUAUUGGAAGGAAUACCGAUAUUGUUACUUGAGGGGCCUCAACAUUCCAGAACCUGAAAGGGACAAGUUGUUCAAACGGAUAUUCGAAAAGCUGAAGUCACCGUUUGGAAAAAACAAGGAUAAUAAGAAGGAAAAGGAGACCCUGCUACCCCUGCAACCAGCCUGCCCCCCGCCCAUGGCACCACAGUUCCACUGCCACCACCAACACCCCUGCUACCCCUGCCCCAACCCCGGUUACCCUUGCCCCGCCCCCGACGCCUACUACAACCCCGGUUACCUUUGCCCCGACGCCUACUACAACCCCGGUUACACCGGUUUCCCUUGCUUUGACGCCUACUAUGACCCCGUUUACCCCGCCGAUUACAUUCCCUGGAUUCUCCACUGCUACCCGUUGCCGGUGCCGGAGACACUCAUGACAGAAAGGAAGGAGGGAGUUAACAUCAGAAGGGACAGGGCAUUAGACGAACAUCUGGGAUUCGAUCCAGAAUUGUCUGAGGUCAUUCUGACCUGGCACAUCGCAACAGAUAUUUUCCUGCAGUGCAGCAAUAAGGACGAUCCAUUGCCAAAAUAUAAGGAAGUGAUCAAGGCGCUGUCGGAUUACAUGAUGUUCCUCUGGGUUGUACGCCCAGCCAUGCUGCCAGGCCUUUUGCUUCGUAGCCACUAUGAACACACGAGGAAGACUCUGGUUGGAAUAUGGGAAUCUGAAGAUUGUAAGAAUCAUUGCCCUGAAGGAGGUUGCGUCACAGAGAAGCAUCGUCUUGCAAGUUUCCUUCUGGAGAAGGAUAAGGGGGCCGCUGAAAGCAGCAGCAGUAGCAGCAGCCAGAGUCAUUCCGAAGAGAGUCUGUUUCUUUCGGAUGGCAUUCAGUAUGCCAAGGUGCUGCUACUUCUGCAUAGGGAAGAUACGGAAAUGGCCGGAAUUCUCAAAAAGGUUAAGAUGGGGAAGCAGUUAUCUAAAAGACUUAAGAAGUUGAUGCCGGAGCUGUGGUCUCCUAAGUGGAGCACGAGAAAGAAACCAUCUGAAGAACUGUUGAGUCUCAUCUUUGACGCAUGGGUCCGUUUGCUUAUCUUUGCAUCCAAACGGUGUAGCAGGGAUUCACAUGCCAAGCAGCUUGGCAGUGGCGGUGAGCUCAUAACCAUUGUUUGGAUCCUGAUAGAACAUGCCAGCCUACUUCACAUCGAUAACACAGAUUGA